Culicoides brevitarsis is the source of this 762-nucleotide messenger RNA. Its product is annotated as homeobox protein rough-like. Lineage: Eukaryota; Metazoa; Arthropoda; Insecta; Diptera; Ceratopogonidae. The coding region runs from base 1 to 762 and encodes 253 amino acids. The transcript is spliced from 3 exons. Gene Ontology annotation, molecular function: DNA binding; DNA-binding transcription factor activity, RNA polymerase II-specific. Gene Ontology annotation, biological process: regulation of DNA-templated transcription. The record is from RefSeq and is a predicted model, not a curated record.
AUGGAUAAAAUUUCACAAAAUAAUAAUAAAAAUAAAACAAAUUCCGAACCUUAUGGUAAUAAUAACGAAAAACCUGAAAUUAUGAAUCGUCCCUCGUCGCCAAGGAAAUUCUUCGAAAGGCUUUACGGGCAUUUGGAAUCCAACAAAGAUGAAAGUCGCGAUAAAAUUUCCGAGGAAUUUAGUUUGCCUAAUUCUCCAAGCAGUUCAAAUAAUUCCGUCGAAAGUGAAUCUGAAAAGCAUGCUUUUUCCGUGUACGAAAGACAAAUGGAAAAUAGCAUGAUGAGACAAGGAUUUCCUUCGCAUUUCGAGAGUUUACGCGACAUGAUUGGAAUUUCCAGAGAAGCUCCAGUUUUUCCUCCAGGCUUGGCUGCAUUUCUGGCUCGUCGUCGUCGCAAAGAAGGACGUCCUCGUCGGCAACGCACGACAUUCAGCACAGACCAAACACUCCGCUUAGAGGUUGAAUUCCAUCGGAACGAGUACAUUAGCAGAGGUCGUCGCUUCGAGUUGGCGGAAACGUUGCAACUGUCCGAGACACAAAUUAAAAUUUGGUUUCAGAAUCGCCGUGCCAAAGACAAACGCAUCGAAAAAGCCCAAAUUGACCAGCAAUAUCGAAAUUUAGCUGCGGCAAAUGGCGCCUUUAUCGGUGCUUAUCAGCAUUUUGCGCCCUUUCCAUCGACAGCGAUCCCACAAAAUUUUUAUGAAAAAAAUAAAUUAUCGCUAAAUAGUAAUAGUAAUAAUGAUAGCAAUAAAACAAUUGAUUAA